Molecule: messenger RNA, 2682 nt
Organism: Erigeron canadensis
Lineage: Eukaryota; Viridiplantae; Streptophyta; Magnoliopsida; Asterales; Asteraceae
Product: alpha,alpha-trehalose-phosphate synthase [UDP-forming] 1-like
Exons: 17
Coding region: 1-2682 (893 amino acids)
Biological process (GO): trehalose biosynthetic process
Cellular component (GO): cytosol
Molecular function (GO): alpha,alpha-trehalose-phosphate synthase (UDP-forming) activity
Source: RefSeq, a predicted model, not a curated record
AUGCAGACAGAUGACUACAAUCACACUUCAGCUGUACUUAGGACAAGGCUCGAAAGACUUAUAAAGGAAAGAGAGUUACGGAAAUCUGUUAAGUCUCAGAAUGAAGAUGUUCAUGAAAAUGGAGGUGCGGAUAGUAUACAUGGGAAUGGGAAUUGCCAACGAGGAACUGAAAAGUUUCCUGUUGAAGAAGGAUUAUGGAUUCGACCUCCAACUACAAGACAAAGGUUAAUAGUGGUAGCCAAUCGUCUUCCAGUUUCUGCUACUAGAAAGGGCGAGACAUCAUGGCAACUUGAAAUGAGUGUUGGCGGAUUAGUCAGCGCACUUUUGGGCAUAACGGAAUUUGAAACCAGAUGGAUUGGAUGGGCCGGAGUAAAUGUACCUGAUGAGAUCGGACAGAAAUCACUAACUGAAGCACUUGCUGAAAAGAGGUGCAUCCCGGUUUUUCUUGAUGAAGAACUUGUUAAUCUCUAUUACAACGGAUAUUGCAACAAUAUCUUAUGGCCCCUCUUCCAUUAUCUUGGUCUGCCUCAAGAGGACCGGCUAGCUACCACACGUAGUUUCCAAUCACAAUUCGAUGCUUACAAAAAAGCCAAUCAAAUGUUUGCUGAUGUAGUGAAUGAGCAUUAUAUGGAAGGGGACAUCAUAUGGUGUCACGAUUACCAUCUAAUGUUUCUUCCAAAAUGUCUUAAAGAGCAUAACAGCAAGAUGAAAGUUGGUUGGUUUCUUCACACUCCAUUCCCUUCAUCUGAAAUUCAUAGGACACUGCCAUCUCGAUCCGAGCUGCUAAGAGCUGUUCUUGUAGCUGAUCUAGUUGGCUUCCACACUUAUGAUUAUGCAAGGCACUUUGUGAGUGCAUGCACUCGAAUUCUUGGACUGGAGGGUACUCCUGAAGGAGUAGAAGAUCAAGGGAAGCUUACUCGUGUUGCUGCGUUUCCUAUUGGGAUAGAUCCUGGAAGGUUCAUACGAGCUAUUCAACUUCCUCAAGUCCAAGAUCAUAUAAAAGAACUAAAGGAGCGAUUUGCAGGCCGAAAGGUAAUGUUAGGAGUGGAUCGCCUUGACAUGAUUAAGGGAAUUCCACAAAAGAUUUUGGCAUUCGAAAAGUUCCUAGAAGAUAAUCCGGAUUGGCAUGACAAAGUAGUAUUGCUCCAGAUUGCCGUGCCAACAAGGACUGAUGUCCCUGAGUAUCAAAAGCUUACUUGUCAAGUUCAUGAAAUCGUUGGCCGAAUAAAUGGAAGAUUUGGGAGCCUUACAACUGUUCCAAUUCAUCAUCUGGAUCGGUCUCUUGACUUUUAUGGAUUAUGUGCACUAUAUGCCAUUACUGAUGUGGCUCUUAUUACGUCACUAAGGGAUGGAAUGAAUCUUGUGAGUUACGAAUUUGUGGCUUGCCAAGCUUCAAAAAAGGGAGUUUUAAUCUUAAGCGAGUUUGCAGGGGCAGCACAGUCUCUCGGCGCAGGGGCUCUUUUGGUUAACCCAUGGAACAUAACCGAAGUGGCUUCUUCAAUUGCUUAUGCUUUGAACAUGCCUGCUGAGGAGAGGGAAAAACGACACCACCAUAACUUCAUGCAUGUCACUACUCAUACAUCUCAAGAAUGGGCUGAAACUUUUGUUAGUGAACUCAAUGAUACAAUUGUGGAAGCCCAAUUGAGGAUCAGACAGAUUCCACCUGUACUUCAAACGGAAGAGGCAGUCGGGCGUUAUUUGGAUUCCAACAACCGUUUACUCAUUUUGGGUUUUAAUGCAACGCUGACGGAACCUGUGGAGUGUGAUAGAAGGGUUGAUCAGUUUAAAGAAAUGGAACCAAGACUUCACCCAGAAGCAAAAAAAGCCUUAAAGAAGUUGUGUGAAGAUCCAAAGACCACAGUUGUUGUCCUAAGUGGAUGCCACCAUUCCAUCCUUGAUAAGAACUUUGGCGAAUUCAGUAUAUGGUUGGGUGCUGAACAUGGUGUGUUUCUAAGAACACCAAACAAGAAAUGGAUCAGAAACUUGCCAGACGUACACAUGGAUUGGGUUGACAGUGUUAAGCAUGUCUUUGAGUAUUUCACUGAAAGAACACCACAGUCUUGCUUUGAGCUUCGUGAGACAUCAUUGGUUUGGAAUUACAAGCACGCAGAUAUUGAGUUUGGGAGGCUUCAAGCUAAAGACAUGUUGCAACACUUGUGGACCGGACCCAUAUCAAAUGCAUCGGUAGAAGUUGUUCAAGGGGGGAGGUCCGUUGAGGUUCGCGCAAAUGGAGUCACCAAGGGUGCUGGGAUCAAACGCAUAUUAGGACAAGUCAUACAUUACAACGACAUGAAGGAACCCAUUGACUACGUCUUGUGUGUUGGUCAUUUCCUUCCAAAGGACGAGGAUGUCUACACUUUUUUUGAGCCAGAACCUCCAACUCCAGUGAGAACAAGCUUAUCAAGUCCAGUUAAUGGAUUAUCUUUAGAUCGCAACGGAUCUGGGGGAUUAAGCAUUAAAAAAGCCAAUCCAUUUUCAGCUUCAGACAGUAAUGAUGAUAUUACUAGCAAUGGGGAUGGGUAUGUGAAUAGUAGUGCGCCAUCAAUACUCGAUCUCAAUAGUAACCAUUACUUCUCUUGUGCUGUUAAAAGAAAGCGUUCCAGCGCCAGGUAUCUGUUAAAUUCAUCGGCUGAUGUUGUAUCCCUCUUGAAACGGAUGUCGGAUAUGAGUUUAGCUAGUUGA